UCUCACUCAUUCUAACACACGCAGAAGCAGCGGCAGCUUUGCUCACACAUUCCGUCGCCGGCGUCUCGUUGUGGACUCGUGGCUUUUGGUUCGCGGUUGAUCUUCUGGCCCCUGGUUCGGUGUCCUCUCCGCUGCCGUCGUUUGGUCGCCGGUCUCCCCUUCGUCUCGCCUCCGUGAUUGACAUUACAAUAUGCUCACUCCAUGUGCAAACAGUAGUAGACUGAAGCGUAAGAUGUCUGUGAAACAAACUCAAUGCAGUGAAGAGGAUGAAGAGCCAAGAGAAGGUGAUAGUAAAAUUGGAGAAGUGGACAAGGUGCUUGGUUCUCCACAGGAUCAUAAUGUUAGGUCUCGUGCCAUAUUUAUACUGGAAAACGCUUCACCCAAGAAAGGACUCGUUAGAAAGGAGUGGAAAAUCCUCAAUUCGCAUGAUGAUGCCAACCUUCUGUUGAAGCAAAACAAGAAUCUUAAUGAUUAUCGACCUGAUAUUGUUUUUGAGGCACUCCGGAGUAUUAUGGAUAGUCCACUUAAUAAAUAUGGUUUGGUGGGUUCUAUAUUCAUAAAAAUUGACGGAGGAUCCCUAUUUGAAAUCAAGCCACAUGUUCGCAUUCCUCGAACUUGCAAACGAUUUUGUGGUCUAAUAGUGGAUUUGCUUCGAAAGUCUUGUGUUCGUGCUAAAGAUACAGAUGAGGUACUUAUUCGUGUUGUUGAAGAGCCUGUGACGCGUCAUUUACCAGUCAAUUCUCAUAUUAUAGGCCUAUCUUAUAGCUCAGAAAUGUUGGUCGACAUAGAUGACUAUGUCUGUGACCUAAGUGAUGACGUGACUCCUGUUUUUGUGGUGGGUGCGAUGGUAAAUGGAAAAGUAAAAAGGGACAAUACACAUGAUUACAUUUCUGUUUCUCAUUAUCCACUUGGUGCAAAAUGCUGCGUAGGCCUUAUCUGUGAUGCAUUGGAGCAGAAGUGGAAGCUAUUCUGAAAAUUGGUCAAUCAAUCAAAUGUAUAUAUUAAAAGAAAAGGGUUUUAAGUAAAUAGUCAAAAUGCUAAUUUUACCUUAUCAUGUUAAGAGUGCUGUCGGGUCUCUUAAAUCAUUCAAGUUAUAGUUAGUUUUUUUUGGUACUGCUUACACACUAGUCAAAUACAUUCAUUAGUACCCUCGGCUGAUCUUUCUUGUAUUUUCGUUGUAAAUAAUAUCUUUAAGCGUUAAAGCCGAAAGAAAAAAGAAUUCGAUUUUUUUUUUUGCUAAAAAAUAUAAUCUUUGAACACUAAAAAUCUAAAAUAAAAAACAAAUGACUUUUCUUUCCUUA
Molecule: messenger RNA, 1301 nt
Organism: Arachis stenosperma
Lineage: Eukaryota; Viridiplantae; Streptophyta; Magnoliopsida; Fabales; Fabaceae
Exons: 8
Coding region: 191-973 (260 amino acids)
Biological process (GO): rRNA base methylation
Cellular component (GO): small-subunit processome; nucleolus
Molecular function (GO): rRNA binding; rRNA (pseudouridine) methyltransferase activity
Source: RefSeq, a predicted model, not a curated record